Molecule: messenger RNA, 1521 nt
Organism: Hyalella azteca
Lineage: Eukaryota; Metazoa; Arthropoda; Malacostraca; Amphipoda; Hyalellidae
Product: facilitated trehalose transporter Tret1
Exons: 8
Biological process (GO): transmembrane transport
Cellular component (GO): membrane
Molecular function (GO): transmembrane transporter activity
Source: RefSeq, a predicted model, not a curated record
AUGGCUGACAGCGAAAUGCAACAAGUUAAACCAGCGCAGUUGACGCAGUACCUAACAGCUCUAUCAGUGUCGGUGAGCGCGAUUGCGGUUGGCGCGGUGAUUGGUUUCAACGCUCCUGCUUCUUUUCAGCUACGAGCUGCCCAGGAAUUCCCCAAGUUUAAUGGCUAUCGAACCACGUUUAGUCUUCAAAACACGACAUUGAGUCUUAGCGCAGACACCAGCGGUACAUCCGGCAUAGGUAACCAUGGUGACACCAGCAUUUAUCAUUACUUUAGUAACGACACUGAUAGCAACGAAACAACAAUCAUUCCUGAUGUCGACAUCAUUUCGCAAAAAUUAGCAAGCUCUCCCAUGGUGAUGGACAGCCAGCCAACAUCAGCACGGUCCCCCAUUGUGAUGGACAACCAGCAAGCGCUAGCACGGGGUGUCGUGGUGAUGGACAGCGAGGAGCUGUCGUGGUUCAUGUCAGCAUACGCCGUGGGGGCGCUGUUGGGGGCACUGGGGGGCGGUGCCCUCAUGGACGCCAAGGGACGAAGAGGGGCGUUGCUGGCUUCCGCAGUGCCGUCCCUGGUGGGCUGGCUCAUGACAGGUCUAGGGUCCAACUUACCCAUUCUGGCGCUGGGCAGGGGAAUGACAGGAUUGUUUAUCGGUUCGAGCUCAGCGGCUGGCAGCGCCUAUGUAGGUGAAAUCUCUUCGAGAGACAUCAGAGGAAGGCUUGGAAGUUUCUACGAGCUUGCGCUGACCAUGGGCAUCUUGCUGAGCAUGUUGGUGGGGACGUUCACGACGUGGCAGCGUUUGGCCCUGAUCUGCACCAGCCCGACUCUGCUGUACGCCGUCCUCGUCUACUGCUGCAAGGAGUCGCCGGCUUACCUCCUCUUGAAGGGCAGAGAGACUGAAGCUAGGGCGGCUCUGCAGCAUUUCAGAGGUGCUGAUUACUGCAUCGAUCAAGAAAUUAGGGCCGUACAAGAGUCCCAAAUGGAGGCCAAAAAGGCCAAAUUGAAGCUGACUGACCUCAAAAAGGCCCACAUUUACAAACCAAUUAUCAUCACCCUCACCAUUGGCGUCUUCUCAACGCUGUGUGGCAACGGAGUCCUAACUUCAAAUCUCAGCACUAUUUUCAAGAACUCCGGCAGCGAGUUGUCAGAGAACGUGAGCGGCGUGCUCUGUACUGCACUGAAGAUGUUGGCAGGAGUUGCAGCCGUGGUCUUGGUGGAGAGAGUUGGCAGGAAGUUUCUGCUUGUGGUAUCUUCUGCCUCCAUGGCUGCCUGUCACUGUGGUCUGGGUGCAUUCUUCUACAUGCUAUCGGUGGAUGAAGAGUGGACGCGCCGUUAUCUGUUUUGGCUUCCGAUGACGGCGCUCAUGAUUUUCGUUAUAGCUUAUGGGGCGGGACUGGGGCCAGUGAUAUGGAUCCUGAUAGGGGAGAUGUUGCCCCCUCUGGCGAGAAACGUGGGUGCGGGACUGGCAGUGGCGGGCGUGUGGACGGGAUCCUUCGUGACCGUAUACUCCUACGAAUUCCUGCAG